Heterocephalus glaber (naked mole-rat) is the source of this 5462-nucleotide messenger RNA. NCBI's taxonomy places the organism in Eukaryota, Metazoa, Chordata, Mammalia, Rodentia, Bathyergidae. The record is from RefSeq and is a predicted model, not a curated record.
UCUGAAUAACGAAACGAAAAAAUGACGCCCGGUGUGUGUCGGGGGGGACCGCCGGCCUGGGUCUGCGUCCAGGGACCGGCUGUCGCGACUCCAGGGCGUUUGCUGGGGCGGGGGAGGCAAGCGGAGGAGCCUUGGAGGUCUCCGAGCGCCUCCCUAAACAGCUCACGGAGCACUAAAGAGAAGGGACGGCGCUGUAAGUAAGCAGGUCAGCAGGACGCGUUUACCUUGUGGUGGAAUAAAAGGCUAGCGCUUCGAUUGUGGCACACUUUUUCCUCACAGAAAGUUAAAUGCCACGCUGAAGCAAACGGCAGCGUUCCCGCCUCAGCCGGGCGUCGCUGGAAGGGUCCUGGAAUCAGACUGGGCCCUAGCGGCAGGACCACGGCGAGGAGAGGUGACUCUCAAGGCCUCGGCCUCGAGUUCACAGACAACCCGGCAUACCGAGCCCAUAGAUGCCCCGGGGGCCUGUGGGGCCGUUCUCCGAGUCCCGCCUCAGGGUGAGCGGUGCACCGCGCGGGAGUCGGGGCAGAGGAAGCCUGGCCUGGCCCCGCCCCGCCGGACGGUUUGAUUAAUGACUCUACUUCUGCGGAGGGGGGUGGCUCUGCACCGCAGCCGCCCUCAGUUUAACCCCCGGACUGAGAACUGACCUGCGCCCGACGUGCCUUCGAGGGCCAGGACACUCACGCGUGGACACUCACGCGUGGACCCUGGGGCGCCCGCAUAAAAGGCGAGACCCAGCCCGGGCAGGAAGCAGCCUUCGGUGACCCGCACGACCCUGGCCACGAAGACCCGGCUCGACGCCCCUUGCCCACGCGCACAGCGCAGCAGAUCACCACCGCUGCUCUAAGAAAGCGUGCGCAGUUCUGGACGCCACCAUGGACCGCGGCCGCGGGGCAAGCAGCCCGCCGAGCGCCAGCGCAGAGCCGGCGCUCCCGGCCUCCAGCAUCCGCGACCCGAGCCCAGGGCGCACUGGGUCAGGGCCGGCGGGCCCCGCGGUCGGAGCGCGUUCCGGGAGCGGGCGGCCGGCUGCGGCGAACGCGGCGCGGGAGCGCAGCCGAGUGCAGACUCUGCGGCACGCCUUCCUGGAGUUGCAGCGCACCCUGCCAUCUGUGCCGCCGGACACCAAGCUGUCCAAGCUGGAUGUGCUGCUGCUGGCCACCACCUACAUCGCGCAUCUUACCCGCAGCCUGCAAGACGACUCCGAGGCGCCGGCAGACCCUAGUCUGGGCGCUUUGCGUGGUGAUGGCUACCUGCACCCGGUCAAGAAAUGGCCCAUGCGCUCAAGAUUAUACAUCGGUGCUACUGGUCAGUUUCUGAAGCAUUCUGUCUCUGGAGAAAAAGCAAAUCAUGACAGCACUCCAACAGACUCACAGCUUUAGGCCGCCUCCUGAUGGGAGCUGGUAGAAGUGGUGGUUAUUGUUUUUAUGCACUAUGAAAUAAUUCUAUAUUUAUUACAUCAGACAUUAAAAAACAUCACUUCUGAAAGUUUAUAUUGUAAUGUAUAGUUAAAUUGUUCAGAUUUAUCUGCCUGAAACAUGAAAUGAGUCUUGUAUAAAACACACUGCUUAUCUGUUCAUUAGCUCACUGCUAAUACAGUGCAAGAGAAACUAUUAGAAAAAAGAAAAGACACAAAAGCAAACUAUACACACGCACACACACAUAAUCUCCAGAGAAUGCACACAUUUUCUGUAGUGUAUUAUUAGAGAUUUAAAAGCCAAUAUCUGUCAGUACAGUCUUUCUAGUAUGUGUUUAUAAUAUACCAGUGUUCCAUUUUUGUGAAAACCAGUUGUCUUUAGUUGGUCUAAGAAGCCAUUUCAGUUGGAAGAUGCAAGAUCAUUUAUUCAGUUCUUCUAUCUAUAUAUGUGUGAAUAACUGUUGCAGUAACUUCUAUAACAAGUUAUUUUUCCUUCCUAGAAAACUCGGAGUAUUAGAAAUAGUUUGCUCCUAAAGACAAGGCAUGUUGCCUUUCUAGAAGUUCAGCCAAUAUUAAGAGAUGACAUACAAGCUUCCAGUUUGUUGGAGGUACUAGGAAUAUAUACAGCCAGUAUAAAUAGUAGUCCAGGAGUCACUGGGCUGCAGGGUUUGUCAGCCUUCCUCCUGGUCACACCAUAUCCACCCCAUCCUCCUUCAGGUUCUAAGCUAGAUGAACAGAUUUAGCUGUAACCACCUUGUAAAGACUGAAAUUUGCAUGACUAUUUGGGUCCUUGAGUAAAUUUCCUUGAUCAUCUUCAGCCAGUGAUGAUGUCAGGCUCCUUUUUUCCAUGUCAGCUGUUCACCAGGGCUACCUCUUUGGUCAUUAUGAAAUGGGGAAAAUCCCGUCUAAUUUUGAAAUUCUGGCACUGAUCUGCACUUUGAGGGUGUCUAAAGACCCCUCGGUUUUCCUGAAAUACAUUCAGAACUGAGCAGACACCCCUGAAUCUUCACCAGUAGACCUCUCCCACUGUACUACACACCAUUAAGUGCCCAGGAAGUAACAGUUGUGAUUACACCACUGGUUUCAAUUUUCAACAGGAGCCUGAUGAAAAAUCCUGUAAAAUAGUAAAGCUUUGCCUUUGGCAAUACUUUUAAAUUUCUCUUCUUGUCUGGUUGCAAAUGUUUUAGUGCCAAAGAAAUGUUAUUUCUGUCGUAGAUGUUUUAAGCAUUUUAUUAAAUUGCUAAAUAUGCUAACAGCUUUAGUAAAUUGGAAGAUCUUAGAGAAAUUGCAUAUGGUCAGAGCCAUGAAUAAAGAUGUUUAUCAGGGAACACAUGGAACCCCAAAACAAUGGAGUACAGCAGAGAUACCUGGAAAAAUAUCAACAUCAAUUACCUCUUUGCUGACUUAGAUUCCCUUUUAUCAUUUCUUGCUUUUCUUUUCAAUCCCUACUAUACUUUCCAACAUAAAGUUAAUUUAUUUUUCAACCCAGUUUUAAAGUUGUAUUUUCUUUUCACCUCAGUUUUCUUCCAGCUUUUGGCAGGGAAAUGAAGUAAAAGAUCAUUUGAAAUCAAGAACUAUCACUCAGUUGAUUCAGAGUCCAUGACCUUGUUUUGGCUCAUCGCCAAUAAAUUGUAAGUUUUAUUAUUUUAGUGUAAAUAUUCUUAAAAUGUGACCAAUAAAAAGAUUUCUACACAUUAAUAUGUAACACAAACAUGUAUAUUUAAGUAUUUGUGAAUAUAUUUAUCUACUCGCUUAACAUUAAAAGAAAUAAAAAUUACAAUAAGAUUUAGAUUCAGCCAUUCACUAUUAUGUUAUCGGCAUAAGAGGUGCUGAACAGAGUUUAUUUUAAGGAAUGAAAUAAAAACUUCUUUGAAGUUACCUCAAAUAGGCCUAUAAACAUUAAAUUUGAUGUAGGAAUUUCAGAAAAAAAAAUGAUUUUCUUCUUAAUAAUGCUGAUCUAUUAGUUUGGCACCAGGUUUUACAGCAUUUAAUUGGGGGAGAGGGUGAAAGUUGCUUUUGUUGAAUUAAUAGACUUUCCUGAAUCAUUCUGUUAGUAGAGCUUUGCCAUUGAUGAUACUACUUUUUAUUUCUACUUGUCCAGUUACAAAUGUUUUAGUGUCAAUGAAGCAUAUUUCUGUCAUAGAUUUUCAUAACAUUUUAUUAAAUUGCUGAAUAUGCUAACAGCUGUUAGUACUUUAAAAGAUUGACGAGAAGUUCCAGUUUUCACAGAAAGGUUCAAAGAGCAUGCUGUUAUAAUUAAUGAUGCAUGAUCAACAUAAAGGGUACUGUUAAAAUAAAGCACUAAUUUAAAAAUUAAUUUAGUCUGUUAAAUCUACGUUUGUCUCUAGAUAUUUAAUCAACACUAAUGGUAUGUUUGAAAAUCAAUCUAGAGGAUAGAUACCUACAUAGUGUUAACUUCUUCACCAAGCUUCCUUACUAGAGUAUAUGUUAGUAUUGGAGAGGGGAUAUGCCUGUAUUUGGACACAGUAUUACCCAACAAUCUGCAGGGAAAAGCUUCAGUUAAACUUCUUUCAGUUCAUCCCAGUGAUAUGACUCAUUUAAAAUUCUUUUAUAAUAAAUUUGGGGGCUAGAGAAAUGCCUUAUUUAGAGGCAUAACUAGUUCUAGCACUUUUAAAUAUUUUUUUCUGAUUAUGAAAAUAUGUGUAGUACAGUUUAUUAUAUGCCAGUUAUGCAUCAAAAAUACAUUAAAAUGCAUAUAUACACUUGUUUUAAAAAUUUAAACUUAACAAGGGGCCAGGGAUUUAGCUCAGUAGAGCCGCCACCUGCCUUGCAAGUGCAAGGUCCUGAGUACAAUCCCUGGUACCAAAAAAAAAAAAAAAUUUAAGCUUAACAAAAAAAGAAAAAUGUGGAAACUAAAAGUCCUGUUGAGGUGAAUGUUUGGAAUGAAGUAAAAGGUGAGAAUUAUCAAUUCCACAUUACAGUACUUGGUAAUGAAGAAUGGUUUUGCAUCUUUAUAAGACUUUCUUUAAACCAAGUUUUUCCAAUCUGUAGAGUUAUAGACAAUCUAAACAGUGACUUUCUUCUCUAUUCAUAGAGUCUUUAUUUAAACUUAGAAGAAAUUGUGCAAAAAAAAAGGAAAAUAUGCUGAUUCACCCUACUGAAAUGUAUAGUAAUUACUUUUGUUGAAAUUGCUUCUUAGGUUAAGUUAUUCGUUAAUUUCUCUUUGUCUCAAAGGGCCUUAUUUUAUAUUCAUGAAAGCAGCCAACCACUUACUUUCAAUUAAAGAGAAUAUUCAGGCUCUAAUAAGUUCUUUUUUAGCGGAUAGAGCAAGGUGAUUUUACAUAUAUCUUCCAGCACAUUAUUUAAUCUUUUUUCUUUAGGCUUCAGUGUAUCACGGUGUGAUUCUGAGAAAAUAAUCCCAUACAGACAAAAAUCUCUGCAGUGGCCACACCAAAUCUAUGCAUAAAUUGUAUCUAUCAUAGUGAUAAGACAAAUUGCCUGUUAGCUCUAUGUAAAAUUGUAUUUCUGCUCUCCUUAGCUGGCAAGGAGAAGAAAUUAUAAAUCAAACAGACUGCUUCUAAUCCAAAUUUAUAUAUUAGAUAUUUUAAGAGUGGCUUAAUAUAAAUGUGCAUCUUUUCUAUCUGCAUUAUACAUUAAUCAUAUAUUUUAUUUGAAAAGCUGUGACCUUUGACUCUUAGCAAUGACAGAUGUUGCUUCAAUUUGGUGACAAAUUUAUGUUUGGUUAGUUGUUUUUAAAUCACUGCUGGAGGAUUUCCAGCGAUUUCCCAGGUGACUUAUUUAUAACUAUCAUGUACUAUUGCUGUCUUUCUCCAAGAUGGACACUCGAAUUGUUUGUUUGUUUUUUUUCUUUUCCUUUUUUUGGUACCAGUGAUUGAACUCGGGUCCUUGCGCUUGCAAAGCAGGUGGCGAAACCACUGAGCUAAAUCCCCAGCCCUGUUAUUUUUUUUCUUAUAACUGAAAAGAUACCCAAGAGCUAUGAUUCCAAAUUUUAAAUGGAGUAUUCAGGAGAAAUAUUAUAAAAUUAUAUACCUCAAAAUUAGUAUGUACAGUAGACCCUCAAGUUACGACC